ACCCCAGGGUCUGUACAGAUGCCCAUCGCACAGGUCCCUGUCCCGUCGGGAUGGCAACAAGCUCAAGUGUUGGUUCCAUCGACCGGGAGCAGCUUUUGUGUCAGCUAUGCCGGUGGCAACCUCCUCUCCUCCACUGCUUCCGGGACGCACAAGAAGCAGGAGACGGCUGAGGGCCGUCGUCCAUCCGGUGAACACACGGACGGGGACCUCGACGAUGAUUCGGACGCGGACGCGACUGGAGAAGAAACGGUGUUGGUAUUUCUCCAUGGGGCAGGUCAUACAUCCAUGAGCUGGACGUUGCCGUGCCUAGAGUUAGGGAAAUUACUCGGCAGCGUCGCGUCGGAAACCUUGAUGCUGGCCCCGGACUUGCCGUUCCAUGGACAGACAAGAGUCAUUCCGGACGACGGAGACAUGUCGAUGGUGCGGUUGGUGAAGGAGCUCCUGGGAUGUUUACAGGCCUGGUUUGACCUUGGAGGAAGAGGAAGGGCAGGCGAUGCAGGAGUAGGUAGAAAACCACGCAACAUGGUCUUUGUGGGGCACAGCUUGGGGGGGGCAUGCGCCAUUCAUUUGGCGCGGGACCCUGGCUUGGCGAGCAUAGGCAGGGUGCGAGGACUUUGCGUAGUGGACAUGGUGGAGGGGGCCGCCAUGCAGUCGUUGGGGCACAUGCACGAGCGGGUGCAGAAGGUCCCCGCACGUUUCGACUCGAUCGAGGCAGCGAUUGAGUGGUCUGUAGGCGCGGGGCAAAUGAUACGAAACGAGGAGUCCGCGGCCGUGUCUGUGCCGGCCCAGCUGCGGAAGGUAACGGGCGG
Molecule: messenger RNA, 809 nt
Organism: Nannochloropsis gaditana CCMP526
Product: protein phosphatase methylesterase 1
Exons: 1
Biological process (GO): protein demethylation
Molecular function (GO): protein methylesterase activity
Source: RefSeq, a predicted model, not a curated record